Messenger RNA from Rhizophagus irregularis DAOM 181602=DAOM 197198, 1542 nucleotides. The record is from RefSeq and is a predicted model, not a curated record. NCBI's taxonomy places the organism in Eukaryota, Fungi, Glomeromycota, Glomeromycetes, Glomerales, Glomeraceae.
UAAAAUAUUUUUACUUAAAAUUUUAGUUAAAAGAAAAUGUCCUAUAACUUUGAAUCUGGUUUAUCUAAAGCACUUGAACAGUUACUCAAAAUAGAAUCAUAUUAUGAUGUUAUCAUUCACGUUGGAAGAGAACCUAAUUUUAAGGAAUUUCAUGCUCAUUCUAAUAUUUUAUGCUGUAGGUCCGAAUAUUUUAAUAAAAUAUUGUCUACUGAAAAUAUCGAAAAAAAAGAUGGGAAAUAUAUAAUUAAGGAACCAAAUAUUUCUUCUCAAGUUUUUGAAAUUAUUCUUAAGUACCUUUAUACUGAUCAAAUGAAUAUUGCUAAUAAAACCGGGACCGAACUUUUAGAUUUAAUGAUUAUUUCUGAUAAAUUAAUGUUGAAAAAAUUAGUUAAAUUAAUCGAAGAAUAUAUUAUUGAACAUCAACAACGAUUCUUACAAAAUGAUCCAGUCAGAAUUCUUCGGAUAAUUUCCUAUUGUAAGGCACUUGUUAAUUUGCAAGAACUUUGUUUGAAUAAAAUUUGUUCAGAACCAGGAAUUUUAUUCAAUUCUGAUAAAUUUAUUCAACUAUCCGCUCCUUUAUUGGAAAUUAUUUUACAACGUGAUGAUUUGAAUUUAAAUGAGAUUGAAAUCUGGGAAAAUUUAAUUAAAUGGGGAUUAGCACAAGAACAAGUACUUAAUCAAGACGUUUCUAAAUGGAACAAAGAUGAUUUUAAUAUCUUUAAAAGAAUACUUUACAAGUUUAUUCCUUUGAUUAGAUUUUACGAAAUACCUAGUGAAGAUUACUUUAAUAAAGUUAAACCUUAUGAAAAAGUCUUAUCUAAAGAAUUAAGAAAUGAUAUUACAAAAUUUUAUAUGGUUCCUGGAUACAAACCAAUAUAUACACCAAGAAAUUCAAACCGCUUAAAAUGUAACAUUGAUUCUAUCAUAAUUAAUCAAGAGCACAUUGCACAUUUUGUAAAUUGGAUUGAUAGAAAGAAGAAAGAAUAUAUUAAUGAUGUUCCUUAUGAAUUCAAGCUUUUAUAUAGAGCUAGCAGAGAUGGUAAUACAGCUGCAGCAUUUCAUACUAAAUGUGAUAAUAAGGGAGCUACCAUAGUUAUAGUAAAAUUUAAAAAUUCAGAACAAAUAAUUGGAGGAUAUAAUCCACUUUUUUGGGAUUCAAGUAACAGUGAAAAAUCUACAAUAGAUAGCUUUAUUUUCUCAAUUGCAGAUAAGAAUAAUUUUCAAAGUGCAAAAGUAGUUUACAGUAAUGGUAGUCUAUAUUCUAUACGAAAUUAUUCACACUGUGGUCCAUAUUUUGGUUGGAAUAAUUUAUUUGUAAAUCUUAGGGAUAAUCCUGAUUUUUGGUAUUAUUAUCACUGUAACUCUGUGAAUGUUUCUUAUAUUGGUGCACUUAAUUUACCGAAUCAAAUUGAUGUGGGUGAUUUUGAAGUAUUUCAAGUUAUUAAAAAAUAACCAAAUUACAUAAUACAUAAUUACAUGUACCCAAUUGUACCAUAUUUGUUAUAAGUUCUUAUAAUUUUGAAUUUAAUGUAAUAAAAGUCA